Messenger RNA from Necator americanus (New World hookworm), 363 nucleotides. RefSeq lists its product as uncharacterized. The record is from RefSeq and is a predicted model, not a curated record. Bases 1 to 363 code for a protein of 120 amino acids. The transcript has a single exon. NCBI's taxonomy places the organism in Eukaryota, Metazoa, Nematoda, Chromadorea, Rhabditida, Ancylostomatidae.
AUGGCAAUUUGUCUCUCAGGCAGUGUCAGACUUGAUAUCAACGAUUUCGAGGGGGAGGCGAGACUUUGGAAGAUUACGGGCACGGUUCGAGGCCACAAGUCGCGGAAAAUUACUGAAACAUGGAAAAUGGUCACUGUGGACGUGUGUGCUCAUCGGCUGGGCAGAGUGUACAAAGCAAUGGACCACCAGGGUGCGGACCUGACUUCGAUGAAGCUCUUGCAGGCUAAGCCGCAGGCAAAAUCACACAGCAGAAAAUCGAAGAAUUUGGAUGAGAAUGCCUGCCUCACCCGCCAUAUUCUCCUGACAUGGCUCCAAGAUUAUCACCUAUUUCGCUCGAUGCAGCACUUUCUGAAGAAGAAGUAG